AUGCCCGGCGGCAAAGGAAAGUCUUCUGGCGGAAAGAGCUCUGGUGGUAAGACCAGCGGCGUCGAGGGUCAGAAGAAGCAGCAGAGCCACUCUGCUCGCGCAGGCCUCCAGGAUUGUCUCGUGAGAAUGCGACAAAUCUACACAAUUUUCCCCUCCUCCGCGCACCCGGUACCACCGUCGCGCACGCCACCCCUCGUGCCAACCCCUCGGGAGGCCCGCCACAUUGCCGACCGCUGCCAGCUCACCGAUUCGAGACGCGUUCCCGAGCUUCCCUACACGGGAAACUGUAUCCUUCAAACCAGGCACCGGCAGGAGUCUGUUGGUGUGUGGGGCUCAUGCGAUCCUGUCGCGAGCGUUUGGCGAAGCUUUGCGCAAAUGUUCCGCUCAUUCCCCUGUGGUCGUGUCAAACGAUUCCUGAAGCAAAACACCCAGAGCAAGAUGCGCGUCGGAGCCAAGGCAGCUGUCUACGUUACCGCUGUUCUUGAAUAUCUCACCGCCGAAGUUCUCGAGCUGGCUGGCAACGCCGCCAAGGACCUCAAGGUCAAGCGCAUUACGCCCAGACAUCUGCAGCUCGCUAUCCGUGGUGACGAAGAGCUCGACACCCUGAUCCGCGCCACGAUCGCCUACGGUGGUGUCCUGCCGCACAUCAACCGCGCACUAUUGCUGAAGGUUGAGCAAAAGAAGAAGAACAAGGUCCUCGAGGCAUGA
Cordyceps militaris CM01 is the source of this 708-nucleotide messenger RNA. RefSeq names its product histone H2A. Lineage: Eukaryota; Fungi; Ascomycota; Sordariomycetes; Hypocreales; Cordycipitaceae. The record is from RefSeq and is a predicted model, not a curated record. Gene Ontology annotation, molecular function: structural constituent of chromatin; protein heterodimerization activity; DNA binding. The coding region runs from base 1 to 708 and encodes 235 amino acids. Gene Ontology annotation, cellular component: nucleosome. The transcript is spliced from 5 exons.